Messenger RNA from Cutaneotrichosporon oleaginosum, 703 nucleotides. RefSeq lists its product as uncharacterized. The record is from RefSeq and is a predicted model, not a curated record. Lineage: Eukaryota; Fungi; Basidiomycota; Tremellomycetes; Trichosporonales; Trichosporonaceae.
GGGCUACAGAAUGUGAGACUAGAACGCUACGAGGCCAAGACGGACGGCGUACCCCGUGGGCCACCGGUCAAGCAUGUGCCCGAGAUGAGAUGCGGAGUUGACCGACGCGGUGCUCGGUGUUGAAUGCCGAAGUUCCGCGUGGAUUGGGCACGGACAAAAAUAGAAGACAUGGACGAGUUAGGAAUCGAACCAAAGACCUUGUCAAGAAAUGAGAUGAUCAUGCUAAUGACACGCUCUACCAACUGAGCUACACGCCCUUCGCCUGAUGCUGAGAUUGCCGCUGGAGCGAAUCCCGCCUUCCCGUGUCCUGGCAGCUCCGUCAAGCGCGCGCACAUCCUCUGAUUGCUUGGCCGCCUGCGUCUCCUUUCAGCCCUUGCCUGCGUCACUCCUUCUAGUCUUAUCGGUGUUGAGCGAGACGAGUCAACAGAUGCAAGUCCUGAGCGUCCUUCCCGCUCGUAAAGAGUGUUUGAUCCCCUGCCGUCACUUGGGCAUGGGUCGGAUCUGUGGGAGAGGGCUGGGCAAAGCCAAGAGAGUGCAAGGUCAAGUGCGGAACGGAGAGCCAAGAGACUUGGCUCGGGUCAUGAGGUGCCCCUACGAUGACGUUAACCCGGAUGUCCGUCUGUAAGCGUCGAUGGGCCUGACACUGCAGUGUGGUUUGCAUUUUCUGCGAAUUCCUGUGAGAGUCGACGCAGGCUGCAGUGCG